Messenger RNA from Cavia porcellus (domestic guinea pig), 6768 nucleotides. RefSeq names its product protein kinase C iota type-like. The record is from RefSeq and is a predicted model, not a curated record. Lineage: Eukaryota; Metazoa; Chordata; Mammalia; Rodentia; Caviidae. The transcript has a single exon. Gene Ontology annotation, biological process: protein phosphorylation. The coding region runs from base 4172 to 6193 and encodes 673 amino acids. Gene Ontology annotation, molecular function: protein serine/threonine kinase activity; ATP binding. Gene Ontology annotation, cellular component: nucleus; cytoplasm.
UUGAUACUUAUAAAUUAUACAAUUUUUAAAAUUUAAAAAGACUUCAAGAGACCAUCAUGAUAUACUUUCUUGCAUUAUAUUUAAUUCUAUAAAAGUUAAUGUGACACUAGAAAUGUUUAAUCAUGUAUAACUUUGAACAAGCUUUUAUUUUUUUAAUAAAGAAAUGGGGUAAUACAGUGCUAACUCAUAUGGUUUUGUGAGGGAGAAGUGAGAGAAUCCAAUAAAGUUUUUGGCUCAGUGCUUGUCACAUAAUAAUUGCUAAAUGUUGGGCACUAUUAUAACUAUUUCUAACUGUUUAGAAAUUAAAAUUUCAGUUUGUAUUUAACUAUUAUAAGUAACAGUUAGAAUUAUCACAUCUUUGUUCAAAUGGUUUCUUUUUCUUGUUGUGUCAAAUCCUUCCAAGAGAAAAAAAGCAUUACUAGGUCAAAAGGUGUGAUCCUCCUUUUGUUUUUGUGCCCAAUUGUCACAUCACCCUUUAGCAAGGUGGUUCUCACUGAACAGGCUGCUGCCCGCUGUUUUGGAGAUGCCCAAACUCCUGGACCCUAAGGUUGCCCUGAGGCCUCUCUAGGUGACUGGAGAUGAGCAGAGCAGGGGACAGCCAGGUGGGGCCUGGUGGUGGCCAGCCUGGGCCUUUCCAAAACAGGACUUUAUUAAAGUCACCUCCUCCAGGAGGCCUUUCCUGGCCAUCAUUUCUGAAGGUCCAGCCUCACCUCUGACACUGCAUUUCCUCUUGGUAGUCUCUUUUCAUCUUCUCCUCAGGCCUGAUCUACCAAGGUGGAUUUGUCUUGCAUAUUGUCUGUGGUCUCCACAAUAUGAUAAACACUCAAAGACAAAGAUUUUAUCCAGCACUGAACAGUGCCUGUCACACACUAGCACUCACUGAGCACAUUAUCUAGCUGUUGAAUAAAUGAAAGCGUUUUAAACAUAAAUGAGGUCAAAGUGUUAAAAGCAUCCACCAGCUAUGAUCUCUGAGGGAUUCACUCUUUUCUGGACAGCUGGGACCUGCCGCAAUGUAGCCCUUGUUUCUAUGAGGCCCUUUCCAUUGCUAGGGACAAAAUACCCCUAACUAAGUGCCAUAAACCACUCACUUUAUCACAUUCAGAAAUUAUGCAGUCAAAUUUAGAUUAGGACAUGGUAAGGGGCUUGUGAAGAUUGAAUGGCUGUGGUGACUCAAAUGGCUGGUGACCAGAAGCAUGCAGAAGCUUUUAUCCAACCUCCUCCCCCAGUACCACCCUUCGUACUGAGCUACAUCCCUAAUUUUUGCUUUUUAAUUUUCAGAUAGCAUGUUACUAAGUUAUGCAGGCUAGGGUUGAACUUAAAAUUCUCCUGCCAGAGCCUCCCAGAAUGUUGAUGUUUCAGGCAUGCACUGACAUGCUCAGCUUGUCUAUUUAUUAUUAUCUGUGUUCUUAGCUAUUUUAUUCUUCUAGGAAUAAAUGCUAUAAAAUGUGAUACUGGUCAUGUCUUCCCUAUUUCACAUUUGGUCAUCUCACAUUGGUAGUUUAGAAAGACCAUGACAAGAGGUUCUGUGUUUGUGUCUUUGUAGUGCUAGAGAUGGAGCCCAGAGGCUCACAUAUGUGAGGCAAGUGCUGUACUGCUGAGCUAUACUCCCAAGCCUGGUAGAAGUUUUAUAUCCUAGAAAUGAAAUGCCACAUAUCAGGGCCUGACUUGCAGUUUCACUGACUGACUGCAGUCUUAAGAAAAUGAGGAAGAUUAAUGUUAAAAAUGUGCUUAAUUUAAAAGUGUGUCAUGUCUGCACCUGUUAUGCCAGCUGCACACAAAAUGAAAAUGUUCUUCUCCUACCCCAAAACCAUCAUUAUUCCAUUCAGCAAAAAAGUCACUCAUAUCAUUGAUGAACAAGUAACAUACAGACAUAAGUCCAGAUAUUUGAACUUUUGUCUUACUACUUAAUCUAGAGAAAAGUAUCAUCCAGCCCUUGUGUUGGAACUAUAGGAGUUUGUCAGGUGGGGGCAUAGGUCAAUUAUGGAUUCAAAAAUAUAAAAAGCAUCCUGUGAAUUGAUUGGAAAGAGCCCUGUGUUUUUACUCUUUAUAACUUGUGUGUUACAUGCCUUUUACAACAGCACAAUUUGUAAUACACAUAUGUGUACAUGUAAUACAUAUAUAUAUAUAUAUAUAUAUAUAUAUACAUAAACAAAUAUGUUGGUUAUUAAACAUUUACUAACACACUGUUGUUAAAAUCUCACACUCCAUGGGCCUUGUGCUUUCAACUCAGAUGUGUCGAUAACAUUCAAGCUCAUAGUCUCGCUGCCCUUGUGUAACCUUUCGGGGCGAUUCACCACUGCUCCACACAGAGCGACUCCAUGUUGGGAGGUGGUAUUCCUCCUGCAUGGUCUACUCAUUUUGGGAGCGUGAAGGGCUGUUCUGUGUCUGUUCUCCCCCAUCAGUGCAGUUGUACUGAGUGAAUAAGCUCUCUAAAAAGCAAAAACAAUGCAUCCUGAAUGGCUAUAGCUUCCUCACAUCUAAAAAAUGCAGACUAUCCACUUGGGGUAGAUAGUACGUGGUCUGAUUGGGGUAGGACAGGAAGUGAUUCCAAGCGGCCAAAAAGAAAGUUUGAAAUGCUCUGUGUACAUGCUCAUUAUCACCCCUUGGGUGAUUACAAAACUGUCUGCCAUGUCAUCACCAUUUGCUAUCCUGUCCCACUCUUAUGAUUUCCAGAAAAUAAAAACAAAUCAGAAAGUAACUGACCACCUCAACAAACUGUCCUUGUUUACAUGUCAUUACAGAGUAGCUAUGGAGCAAGAAACUACCAAGGUAUAAUCUUCUGCAAGAUCCUGGUCAUCACCAUGGUUAUGAUGAGCUGGAGUGAUCCUAGUUAGGUCAUUCUAGUUAUAUAUUAUUUUGGGGGAAAUAUAAUAUGUGAUAAUACUGAAUACUACACAUUGUAUUAAAUUCAUUAGCUAAAAUUCAACAGUUCAUCACGUGUGUUCCUUAAAACUAGAACCUAUGGAGCCACUAUCAUCACACCCAGAUGUUAUACACUGAAACAAAUAUUUUUCUCUCUAAAGGAAAAUUAAUGUGGAAUUUUCUAGAAAGACUCAGUACUACCUAAUGAAAUAGAAAUGAUGAUAUGAAAGAAAAACAUCCUAAAAUUUCAUAGCUCUCUGGGCUCAAAUCCCCAGUACUUGAUUUCAGAAAAAAAGGCCUUUUUUACAUGGAAAAGACCUCCCAGCACUGUGAAAGCUAUCAGUGUACACACAUGGCUUUAAAAGUGAAGAUAUCACCAAUGAUUGAAAGUGCCAGGAGUUUGCCCAGAUUUGCUAUAUAUAUAUAUAUAUAUAUAUAUAGCAUGCUGAAUGAGACAGAUGGUGUAUGACUAUAAUCCCAGCACUCUGGGCAUCUGAGUUAAGGAGAUCACAAGAUAGACCAAUUUUGUGACUUAGGAAGACUCUUAGUGUGUAUCUAAAAAGAAUAUCUGAGGAUAUAUCUGUAGUUCACUGUGCAGAUGCAAAGUAAAAAUAAGAAAAAUGCAAAUGUAAAAAACUAAUAGAUGAUAAAUCGAUUCACAGAUACUUAGAUAAAAUAAUAAAAUAACUAGCCACUGAUUUACUUAGCAUGAUGAAAAAGUUGAGCCAUAGGCUUUCUUAUCAGUUAUUGGACCUCAAGUUAUUGGACAUAACUUCCUGGCAACAUGACCAAGCAGAACUUGGAACCCUUGUAGAAGACAUCACAAUCCAGUACUGCCCACCUCCCCAGCUCAUUUGCCUGGAGACACUCAGCGGAGAGGAUGCUGAAUUGUUUCUCCACAUCCAGAGGCCACAACCCCAGGACCCCAGGCAGACAAAGUCUAUGUCAAAAAUUGAGAAAACGCCUCACACCAUCCAGAUGCCGCAGGCCAAGGUGCGAAAGGCACCCAACUUUCACAGUCAGCCCAGAGACAGUCUCCCCAAGACCAACCGACUGUGAACAGCCAACAUCAAGGUACCCACCCCAAAACUCUGUUGACUCAGGUACAAAUGACACUGAAACCCAAAAGAUUCAUGGGCAAGUUUCAACAGGCCCCGAGAUACUCAGCAGCUCUGGGCAGGUCUCAGCAGAGCUGGCAGCAGUAAAGUCAGAUAGACCAAGGUGUCCAGAAGUAGAGACUGAAGUCACAGUGUCCAGCAACCACCAAACACUAAGAAACCUACAAUAUGACCAGCUGGGCUGAGCCAUUAUGGAGAAUUACUUGGCAGGGAGAGAUGCCCAACCCCACACUGAACAGACAAUAAAGGCAGUAAGGUCUCCCUCACCCAUUAAGCCCUGUAUGCCAGUUUUCCUGCAUGACCAACCCUUCUCUGACCCAUUCUUCCCAAGUACCUCCAUGGCCUACACCACCUCCCAACAGGCCCAAGUUGUAGGUGGGGAUAAGAAGAUGACAAGCCUUGAGAUUUUGUUUUCUUCUGAGGGCAAUGAACUUCUAGACAUCUGCUCAUUUGGUAAUAAACACCUCACAACAAGAUGUGUAGAUGAAAAGAGAGAUCCAUGCAAUACGUUGCCUCUGUUGCAAUUAGAAGAUCGAUAUAUGCUUUCUGAGCUUAAUACAGAUUCUGAGCUGCUAAUUCAUACAUCAUCUCAUGCACCAAAGUAUACUGAGGUGUCUUGUGUAUCUGAAUGUACUGAAGUGCCUUGCUUACCACAAGAUGGAAAGGUGAUUUGCAUACCAGAAGAUCCUAAAGUGCCUUGGGUGCCAAAAACAACUCUGCCUCGUAUGUGUUUAGAUCAGAGUUCUUGGGACUGUCUGCAAAAGGAUACAGAGGCUCUCCCACCAUCAUUUCCAGAGGCUCCUCAGGUGUUUUGGGUACAAGAACAGCCUAAGACACCUUCUCCAGAAGAUAAAUCCAUCUGCUGUAGAGCUUCAGGACACUUGAGAAAGGUUCACUGCGCUAACGGCCACACAUUUGGAUCUAAAAGGUUCAGUAAGCAUGCUAAUUGUGCUGUCUGCUCAGACCCCACGGGGGGAUUUGGACGCAAGGCAUACAAAUGUAUGCACUGUAAAAUUUUAGUUCAUAAGAAGUGCCAUGCACUCGUCAGAGUUCCAUGCAAGCACCAUACUUUGCAUGAUGAAUGCACAAUGCCAAUAAACCAGGUUUCCAUGGCUUUAGAUCCCAAACAGGAAGUAGUCUCACCAAAUCCUAAAAGUCAUGUGGGUAUGCAAGCAAUAGAUGAUGAGAAUGAGACAAAUACUGGUGAGGAAAAUGGCAGGCCUUUGUGCUCUUCUGCUCUUAAAGACUUUGACUUUCUCCGUGUCCUCGGGAGAGGAAGCUACGGUAAAGUUUUACUAGCUCGGCAUAAAACAACAGAUCACCUCUAUGCCAUGAAAGUGGUGAGAAAGGACGAUGAAAACCUUAUUCGUCUCCAGGUAGAGAAGCAAAUAUUGGAGAAGAGCUUGAACCACCCUUACCUGGUUGGCCUGCAUUCCUGCAUCGAGACACCAACCAGAUUUUUCUUUAUCCUGGAUUACAUCAGUGGAGGAGACCUAACAUACCAUCUGCAACAGUUCGGAAUCUUUCCCAAAGCACAUGUGAGAUUCUACUCCGGGGAGAUCUCCUUAGCUAUCAAGUUUCUUCAUGAACAUGAGAUAUUACACAGGGAUCUGAAGUUGGAGAAUUUGUUACUAGAUGUGGACGGACACAUUAAAAUUACCGAUUACAACCUAUGUAAGGCAGGACUGAAGGCAGGCGAGAAGACCAACACUUUCUGUGGCACACUCAGUUAUCUGGCUCCAGAAAUCAUCAGAGGCGAAAGCUAUGGUUUCAGUGUGGACUGGUGGAAUCUUGGAACAGUCAUGUUCGAAAUGAUGGUGGGAGAGCCUCCGUAUCCUUUUGCAGACAGUCCCAAGAACUCUGAUCUAAACACAUACAAGGUCUUGCAAUCUAUGUUAGAAAGAGAAGUCAACAUUCCAAAUCACCUGUCUGUCGAAGCCAGAAGCAUCCUCAAGGGUCUUCUGAAGAAGGAGCCAGAGGUAAGAUUGGGCUGUCACCCUCAGAGAGGAUUCAUCAAUAUUAAAGAGCAUCCAUUCUUUAACAAUCUGGACUGGAACAUGAUGGGAAAACAGCAAGUGCCUCCUCCCUUUAAGACAAGUAUUGGUACAGAAUUCAGGAUAGAAAACUUUGACCCUGAAUUUACCAACGAACCUGUCCAGCUCACACCUGAUGACAGUUACUUUAUGAACAGCAUAGAUGAAUUUGGACUUUGAGUACAUCAAUCCCCUUUUCACAUAAGAAGAAUGAGUCUGAUUGUCACCUUCCAGUUAAGCAUCUGUUUGUAUAUCUAAGGCAUGACAAAACUUGUUACCAGCUUGCAUUCAACUGACACUUUUAUAAUUGCCUGGAAGAUCAUUUUAAUUUCCUAUUUCUAUAUGAAGAUGCCCUGCUUGAUUUUGGUUUUUGGUUGACAAAGUUACUUUUUAUGAUAAGACUUAAUGAUGAGGCAAUUUCUUUUUACCAAGUUUGUAAACACAUUCCGUUUGUUGCUUGGAGACAUAUUCCUGAUUUUUUUAUUUACUAUACUGGAAAAUAAUAUCUCAUUAUGCUUGUUUUGCUCCCAAACUAUAUGACCUAUAUAUUUAGGCCCCUGAUUUUGUAAUAUUCAGGGAAAUCCAAAAACAAUAGUAACAACUUUGAACAACUCUGCAGAAACCACAUACCUUGUAGCUCUGUCUCCUAGGUCAAACUUUAACCAUCUUAAAGUAUUACACCAUAGAUAUACUUUCUAAUAUUUAGUGGACAUCAAAACAAUAAUGCAAAGAAAGUAUUUCUCCAAAUAAGGCUA